Molecule: messenger RNA, 1634 nt
Organism: Malania oleifera
Lineage: Eukaryota; Viridiplantae; Streptophyta; Magnoliopsida; Santalales; Ximeniaceae
Product: protein trichome birefringence-like 33
Exons: 6
Coding region: 155-1423 (422 amino acids)
Cellular component (GO): Golgi apparatus
Molecular function (GO): O-acetyltransferase activity
Source: RefSeq, a predicted model, not a curated record
GAGUCCCACCAACUGCGCUGAUCCCGUAUUUAUUCAAACCAACUUCCAUCUAACUCCUGCCAAUUCCAAACUUUAAAAUUUUUUUCAGAAAAAAACCGAAAUAGGGGAUUCGAAGGAGUUAAGGAGAUCGAUCGGUCAGUCGAUCCAUCGAUCGAUGAAGCCGCACUUGUCGUCGUCGUCGUCCUCCUCUGUUCUAAUUAGAAAGGCUCGUCUCUCUCCUUACCUUUUCACUCUGCUAGCCUUCAUCCUCUUCGUCGCCGUCCUCUACGGCGAGGACUUCGCCUGCAUCUUCGGCCGCCAGCUCCAACUCGGCCCCGACUCCGACGUCUCCAGAACCGAGAAGAGGAGGGAGAAGCUGCCGUUCGCCAUCGGAGAGUCGACGUGCGACGUGUUCAGCGGGAGGUGGGUUAGGGACGAGUCGACUCGUCCACUUUACGAGGAGUCGGAAUGUCCGUACAUUCAGCCGCAGCUGACGUGUCAGGAGCACGGCCGGCCUGACCAGGAGUACCAGUUCUGGAGAUGGCAACCCCACGGCUGCUCUCUUCCCAGUUUCAACGCGACACUGAUGCUGGAGACGCUGAGAGGGAAGAAGAUGAUGUUUGUGGGGGAUUCCCUGAACCGAGGCCAAUACGUUUCCAUGAUCUGUCUUCUGCACCGCCUCAUUCCCGAACAUGCCAAGUCCAUGGAAACUUUUGAUUCACUCACCGUCUUCACUGCCAAGGAGUAUAAUGCGACGAUAGAGUUCUACUGGGCGCCGUUUCUGCUGGAAUCGAAUGCGGACAAUGCGGUGGUCCACAGGAUAUCGGACAGAAUAGUGAGGAAAGGGUCCAUUAACAAGCAUGGGAAGCACUGGAAAGGAGCUGAUAUCAUUGUCUUCAACACCUAUCUCUGGUGGAUGACCGGCCUUCAGAUGAAAGUCUUGCAAGGGUCGUUUGAGGAUGAGGAGAAGGAUAUAGUGGAGGUGUCGACAGAGGACGCGUAUCGCAUGGCAAUGAAGAGUAUGCUGAGAUGGGUUCGCAAGAACAUGGAUCCUAAGAAAACCAGGGUCUUCUUCACCAGUAUGUCCCCUUCUCAUGGCAAGAGCAUAGACUGGGGAGGGGAUCCGAAUGGGAACUGCUACAACGAAACGGGUCUGAUAGAGGACCCAGAGUACUGGGGGUCGGACUCAAGAAGAUCCGUUAUGGGGGUGAUAGGGGAGGUGUUUGGGAAGUCGAAAUUCCCCAUAACAUUUCUGAACAUAACGCAGCUGUCGAGCUACAGGAAGGACGCACACACCUCCAUAUACAAGAAGCAGUGGAAUCCCCUCACGCCGGAGCAAGUGGCCAACCCCACCUCCUACGCCGACUGCGUCCACUGGUGCAUGCCCGGCCUUCAGGACACUUGGAAUGAGCUCCUCUUCGCCAAGCUCUUCUACUCCUCUUAAUCACUCCUCCUAAAAAAUCAAUUAAUUGAUUGAUUAAUUAAUUAAUUAAUGUGUUCUUGAUGAGUGUGAAUUGAGUAUGGCCCUUCUCUUGUGCAUGCAUAGAGUGAUUAAAAGUUUCUUUCAAAUUCAACUUGCUCGAUUAAUUAACUUUUGUAGAUAUGGAAUUGAUGCCAAUAUGAAAAUUUGAGAUUUUUUUUUGAAAAAUGAUCAA